Molecule: messenger RNA, 10481 nt
Organism: Topomyia yanbarensis
Lineage: Eukaryota; Metazoa; Arthropoda; Insecta; Diptera; Culicidae
Product: piezo-type mechanosensitive ion channel component-like
Exons: 31
Coding region: 1100-9970 (2956 amino acids)
Source: RefSeq, a predicted model, not a curated record
UCUGCAGUACGGACGUGUUUUUGCGCUUUCUGGGAAGGUUUUUCUGGUGUGGUGCCUGCUAUUUUUUAUGGACUUGUAGCGAAUAAACAGAUAGUAAAUAGGUAAAGGAAUAAAGUGCAACGGCGCGGAAGGUACAUAAACGUACGUUGGUACCGGCAGUGAGAGCGAGUUUUGGGUGAUAACAAGACGCGGAUAGUUAAUAUAAAACAAAGGAGGCGAUGAAAAUCGUUCUAUCAAAUCGGAGCAAAUAAAUAUAUACCUACGUUCGACAGCGAUGUCGGUUUUGGUGGAGCGGGGCCUGUUUGUGGCCAAAACUGGAAGAAAAUUUGUUGUUUUGAGGUGUGUAGAUGGAGUGGAAGAAAAAUAGUAGUAUCGAUGGUAGUGCUAAGUGGAACCGAUAGUGAAAUUGGCAUUGGUGCAACGAAGAAGACGUAAUCCAGAUUCCGGCGGAUUUCGAAGAAUCAGACCAAUCUUUUCUAUUAAUUUGAACCUGACUAAUCUGAGUCACUAAUCGAAAUUCAACGGAAUAAUUUAUAUUUAUUGAAUGUCUCGCUUAGACGUUUAUUUUUUGGAAUGUAAACCAAUCAGUCACAGAUAAACACAACGACCAAUCAGCACACCACAUGUCUCCCAUACCACAUACAACAAGGCCGCGAAAACGCUCGCGACGAAAUUAAUAAAAGAAGAGAAAUGUUUAUAAUUUUUAGCGUUGGAUGCGCGUCAAACAUGGUGAUGAUUCAUAAUGCGUGAAAAACCUGAUCAUCAAUUGUCUGCUGGUGAUUUACGUGUAAAUGAUACCUAGCUUCGGUUAUGCGGAAUCAAAACAAAAGUGAUCAUCGAGUGUUUGAAAUUGUGAAUUAGAGACAACUGUAGUGUAAAAUAGCCAACCGUAGUUUCAAAGUGCCCUUCUUAGCGAAAAUUUUCAGCGUCUUGCGGUAGUGAAGUAAUAGGUUUCCGUUGUCACGAUGAGCUAAUCAUCCUGUCUAGAUUGUACAGCGUAUCAAUAUUCUAGAAGUCCGCCUCGAAUGCCAAAUGGAUUAACCUCAGUUGCCAUUUUCUACUGUUUCGGAGUGCAAGAGGAGUUGGAUUUCGUACCACAAUGGCCAACUACUUCGUCUGUUUGGUGAUUCAGCGAUUAGUACUACCGCUCAUUCUGGCAAUUUGUUGCCUGAUGAGACCGGUAGGACUAUCGCUUCCGUAUUUGCUCUUCCUACUUUGUCUACCAUUUGUGCCAGUAGCUAUGCCAAGAAGUAUAAAAGGUUCCACUGGAGUCUUUUUUAAGAUAUACAUAACAAUCAGCAUAUUGCUGUUAUUGGGGCAGAUUGCCUUCCAAAUAGUGUUUGUAGCACUCGGGUACCAACUCGUCGACUCAUGCCAAUUUUGGGAAAUUCUCCUCCGUCACAUCGGUCUGGUGAAGUUCGACGAACUAGAUGCGUCGAUGGUUGUUUACUGGAUCUCGCCGGAGAUCAUUAUGAGCUUCACGGCUGUCAUCGUGUUCAUAAUACUGAGUAAGUUGGCUGCAGGGGAUAUCGGAUCCGAACAGGAUCCCAACAGUCCGACAUCGUUAGAAGCGCCAGAAAUGCUUUCCGUGCGAUUCGAAACCAGCUCAGUGAGUCGAGAAAAACUGGCAUUCCUAACGAAAUUUGGAGUGCUGCUUAGUGUAGCAAUGUUGUGCUUGGCGGCUGUGUUGCAACCCUCAGUUCCCAGUGGGAUCUAUUUUGUAAUAUUUUUGGGAUCAGCCACGUGGUGGGCCUGUUACAAAGAAUUGAGCAGAGCUUUUGGAAUAGUUUUAAGGAUAACAAUGGUAUUUUUAAUUAUACACAUCACCGGGUUGCUGGCAUAUCAGAAUCCAUGGCCUCAACAGCUGUUACCGGCAAACGAAACGCUCGCACGAAUAUUUGCACUGACGCCCAUAUUGUCCUCGACGUGUGACAAUAUUACCGACAUUCGCGACGUAUACUUCAACGGCGAUUUAGGCUCGGAUUAUUAUUUCAACCCGAUUGUACUUAUGAUCUGUUACUAUUGUAUAUCAAUCACCUCAUCACUUCUUAUGAGACCAAGAAUAACGGAAAAGGAGUACAAACGCCAGGAACUCUUCUACCAGCUCGAGAGUGGAGUCCGUCUUCAGCGGCAGAUUUCAUUUCGCAUGAAUAGAAAAAAUAUCCUUCGCAAGACAUUGACCAGCGAUCGGUGGCGUGGAGCUGCGCGAAAGCUGAUGCUUGGUGGAACACGAAGGGUACGAGAUGCUUCCACGUCCGAUGCGCAGAACUCAAUUCCCAAUGAUAGCAUAGCUAUGCAUACGAUUGGCCGUAAACAUUUUUCAGAAGAAGACGAUUCAACGAGCUUUUUUGAGCAGAUUAUGAUUGCCACCGGGAACGUGGCCAGCUUUAUUUACAAGAACAGUUACAUUUUUACCAAUGUGAUCAUGAUGACGUGGAGUAUAAUGUAUCACAGUUGGUUGACCUUUGUCCUGCUCAUAUGGGCCAAUUUAAUCUGGAUUAUGCCAAAUCAGCGGAAGAACAUGCUGAACUCUAGUCCCUUCCUAGUCAUCUACGCCGAACUUUUGCUGUUGGCUCAGUAUCUGUACGGAAUGAAGCUCACCGAUGACGAGUUGCCGUCCACCGUCAAUAUAACCGGCAUUAAUCUUGCUCAGAUCGGGCUACUGAAGUAUCGUGACUAUCCAUGUCUACCACUAAUGAUAAAAUCACUGUUCACCACUAUGUUUUGGAUCUCACUGCGGCAGAUGAUCCAGGAAAGGCAAAUGGAACGGCGAACUUCGGCAAUCGCUGAUUUGGCUGCUCCGCUGCAGGUGACGGUUGGUGCAGCGACAACGGCAGCCUCCAGAACCGAAGCUAAGCGACUGCCAGACAAAAAAUCUUCUGCAUUCAUAACACGUGCCGGGACAUUGAUCAAUUCGUUCUUGAUCAAAUUUUGGAUUUGGGUUGUCGCAAUAACGCUCUUCCUAUCCGGUAUGACAGGGAACCGUAUGACCGGAUUCCGGAUAAUUUAUAUGGCUUUGUUUUUGAUAUUUGUGCUCACAUUCCAGUUUUCUUUCAAAAUCUGGCGCAAAAUGAUGUACACAUUUUGGCUGACGGUCAUCGUAUAUUCCAUGUCCAUCCUAGUGCUAGUAUACACCUACCAAUUUGAUAAGUUCCCACUUUACUGGACUGAAUACCUCAAGAUAUCGGAUACGUUGCAAAAAGAUAUCGGCCUAGAAUUGUACGAGACCAAACAACUCUUCCUUCAUCUGGUCAACCCAACCAUGAUAGUCAUCAUCACCGUCAUCCAACUUCAUUAUUGCCAUAGAAAGUUUCUGGAAAUUUCAGAAAUUCCCAUCGUCCAAGAAAGUGACGUUCCUUUGAUUUCGGAAACCAGUUCCGCCUACGGAACGUUCGCGAGGCGGAAAAAGCACAGCAGCAUGACUGAUGCUCCACCGAUAGAGAAAGAUCCGGAGGAAGACAACGAAAAUACAAAAGCGUCGAAAAAAGAUAAUUUAGAUACUACGUCGGAAAUACUGGAGGAUCUUCGCUUCCGGAAACUUUCUAAACACGAAAUCAGAGGAUUCGCUCAAAAACUGAUCAGUCGGCUAUCGGAAGUUGCCGAAAUAGUGUGGUUAUUUUCUGAAAUUCACCUACUGAAGAUCAUAUUGAUCGUUGCGUUCUCACUGAGUGUCAAGACGGUUAGCUUCCUGCAUUUAUUAUAUAUUUUUAUGACAGUAUUUGCAGUUAAAUCACACACCAGUUCGCUUGUUAUGAUCACCCGGAUAAUGUCGUUAAUUUCGUCCAUUUUUCUGAUCACAACCAUGAUGUAUCAAGUAGACUACAUCAACGAAAACAAUUAUAUAAGUAAUUGUUCAAACAUAAAUUUAACUAUAACGCACAUGGAAAUGAACAAUGCGAAAUGGAUUGGUUUCCAGAAAACGAGUGCAAUCAGUAGUCUGUUGGAUUUAGUGCGACCAUAUCUGAUUUAUAUCAUCGUGGUAACGAUCCACGCUGUUGUUGUGCUACGCCAAACUAUCCGUCGGAUACGACUUGGGCGAUCGCCACGAACUCCUCAUUUAAUGUUCCCGAACGUGACUAGAUUGGAUGCCGACAAGGACAUUCCACAAAUGCUGAAAUUCUUGUUCAAUUAUGGAUUCUACAAAUUCGGAGUGGAAAUCUCGCUCGUUUCAUUGAUAGUAGUAAUCGCCUCCAGGAUGGAUAUCUUCUCCUGUUUCUACGCUGUUUGGGUUUGCAUAAUGUUUCACAUGACACGCGAAAGUCUGCGAAAGGUGUGGCAAGUCAUCACCUGGUUUAUAGUCGUCCUGAUACCGUUGCAGUAUGUUAUCUUCAUAGGGCUUCCUCCGGUGCUAUGUGUUGAUUAUCCGUGGGAUAUUGAAUUUUUGGAUCACUUCCGGAUAUGGGCAAUGCUACCGGAGAAUACUGAAGAAUUCCGGGCACAGGCGUCGAAAAUGGUAGCCGAUUUUUUGCUACUGAUGUUCCUAUGUCGACAAACGCUAGUGUUUCGUAUCGAAGCUCGCUAUUCUUCCUGCCCGAACGAUUUUGGCGGUGGUAGUAACAAAUCGGUGCUGGACGAUAUCGACUCGCUGGGUACGGUUCCAUUCACGAAUCCAACGCCGGAUUUUAUUGCCAAAGUGAGAAACUGGUUGGACGUGGUGAAACGAGGAGCUUUUCUUGUGUUUUUCUGGUUUACGUUGGCAAUUGUGUUUCUAACUGGCUCCAGUCGAGUUACGUUGUUCUCGAUAGGGUAUCUGAUAGGAUCGUUUACCUUCCUAUGGCAGGGUACGGAUUUCUACCUUCGGCCGAUCAGAACGAUUUUGAAAAGUUGGAACAUGCUCAUUGGUUACAACGUGUUUGUGAUAACUACGAAAACACUGCUUCAGAUGGUAGGAUGCCUAUGCCUGACGGAACUUACGACGAAUAACUGUUGGCUGGUGCAAUUAUUCGGAAUAUCGUGCCUAUCCUCUCAAGGAGAACGACCGGCGGAAAGUCCGACUGACCUGAAUCAGGAUACCGAUCGAUGCAACGUGCCUUACGAUGAUUCCGGCCUGUUCUGGGACGGAGUCUGUUUUGCUUUUCUUUUGCUGCAAAGACGAAUAUUCGCUAGUCACUACUUCUGUCACAUUAUCAACGAGACGAAGGCCAGUACAAUUCUGGCUUCCAGAGGAGCGGAGUUGAUCGAGGAGCUUCGAAUCAAAGAUGUCAAGCUAGAAAUUGAACGCGAGAGUCAAAUUCUGCAAAAGAUCAAAAUGAAGAUGGAUCGUAUCAAAGCGACACAGCAGAAGAUUCUGGAACCAGUGCAUGAUCCGACCACCCACGCCAAAGAACAAGAUGGUGAGCGUAUGGCACGCACUCAUAGUUUGUCGUCAUAUGCAGGAUACCAUACACCAAUCGAGGAUGAAAUCGCUGGAGGUUCAAUGAUAAUCGAAGGCGAGGGAAUUCCGGAUAUUCCCUCUGAUAAUGGAGGACUGACCGUUGGUAGGGGAUCCUAUCAUACACAGGCUCCAUCACCCAGCUCUGCACUGAUGACUGUUUCACUGGACGCUUAUUUGGAUCCACAACGCAUGUCUUUCGAAUCACCGAACGAGUUGUUAGCAAGGGUUUGCAGUCCAGAUGAUACGUUUCCAGUAUUUUCACCCCCACCGUGCGAGAAGGAACAACCGGCUUUAGUAAUUCAAACUACGAACACUUUAUUGUCCCCAAAUAAAACCGCAAUGCAAACUCGUCAACAUCGCCGACAAUCUAGUUUAAACGUAGUGUCCUGGCCUAGCCCCAAUGAACUAACAGUUAGCCCAAGGCAGCGUCGCCUUUCAAAUAAUCUAGCUCCAGGAGAAGUAAUCCAUUCAUUCAAAUUCUCGGAUUCAUCUAACAGGCAAUCAAAGCUCCCUUUCCAGGAUAGUGUAGAUCAGGCUCCGACACCACGAUCACCGCGUUCACCCCGCCCAACCCUACGCCACCAGCACCGCCGUCAGUCCAGCAUGGGCACAUCGAUUGCACCGGAAGAACUGACCGUUGAUCCCAGUCGCAGGCGAUCCAGUUUUCUGGUUUCUCUCUUUGUUGACGACGAUACCACCCGGUAUGAUGAUAUGACUGCCACGGGAGCGGCCAGAAAACGUUCUCGUGCUCGUAGCUUCUGGGGUCCUGUCGGGGAAGCCGGUUUUCGGGAUUCAAUUCGCUCGGCAAGAUCCCGUUCGCCACUUUCGCAUCAUGAGUAUUCCCGGCCCCCACGACCGAGCCUGUGGCGCAAAAUUUCGGAGAACAGAUCAGCGGCUAUUCGGUCCGGCGAUUAUUACAUGUUUGAAGACACAGAGCAUGAGUUUGAGUUGGACCUGAUGCAACCACGAGACUCCGACGAGGAUUACACCACAGCGGAACGUCGCAUGAACCGCAAACAUCUGACGCUCGGAAAGUUGAUAGCGAAAAUCAAAGAGCAAAACGAAUUGGAAGCGCAAAAUCAGGAGACAGAAGUGUCAGCGACAAAGACAACCGCCGAUCCAGGGGGAACCGCUGGAACACCGGUUGUCCGACGCAAAUCAUCACCCGUUUUGCGGCGAGCAUCAUUCAUCCGCGAUCGUGAACCAACUGACCGGACCGGGACAGCGGCCACGGAUCGUUCCGCCAUUUCCGAACCAAUUCCACGCCAUACUCAUUUUGAUCAGAGCCGGUUGAAGCGUGACACCGACACCGAACAACCGGAUGGGCAGAAACCGAGCACGAGUAAAGAUCCGAGACCACAACAAACCACUGCGGAAGAGGAAGCUCGGCUGAUCAGUGAUGAUGAGGAUGGGGAAGAGGAAGAACGGAUUGAUGAACCGAAGAAGUCGAGAUUAUCCUUUACCGGCUUGCAUCUGGUAGUAGCGUUUAUAGCGGGUGCAAUUGGUUCGUUGACAUUACGCUUGCAUCGUGUAUCUAGAAGCUACCGGUACGUGAUGAAAGUGUUGGCCAAGGAAAAGAAAACUUUGAAGGAAACACCUGGGUUUGGAGCGGGCAUGAGAACCGGUACCAGUAUGGUGUGGACUCCUAUUCAAGGUGCAGUGCGAUCGGGAAAUAGUUCGCGUUCUGGUGCUAGUAGCGGUAGUGUCAAAUCCUGCGCUGGAACACCAAUACAAAGUAGAGUUGCUUUGAGCCGUAGUUCUGUAAACAGUAGUAGAAGUUCAUUGCGUAUAGCUACCGAUCAACAACAACCACAUUCUUUGCCACAGCUAUCUGUACUACCACCACCACGAACCUCAUCAAUUAGCUCAUCAAAAGCUGUGACUAUUGCAGACAGCCACGAACAAACAUCUCCCGCUACAUACGCCGAUCAGUAUAUUCCUACGGAUGAAGGCAAAUCGACCGAAGCCAUGGAUAUCAUCGAUAAAGCCCCGGAGGACGACAUCUCGGAAGAGGAUUUUGCCAGUCAGGAGCACACGGUGGUGGUAGAAUUUUUACAAGCAGCCUGGUACGCAGUACUUUCUCACACCGAUUUCAUCUGCUAUUUUUUGGUGUUCUUAAAUCAGAUAAAAUCAGCUAGUCUCCUGUCGCUACCGUUACCCUUAAUGGUGACACUGUGGGGAACUUUGACUUUUCCGAGACCGUCGAAAAAUUUUUGGGUUACACUGAUCGCCUAUACGCAGACCGUUGUGAUACUGAAAUGUAUCUGUCAGUUUGAAAUGCUCUGGUGGAAUCAAAACCCGAUUCCUCCGAAUCAGCCGUUCAGCCCUGCCAGAAUAAUUGGAAUUGAGCAGAAGAAAGGUUACGCCACUUACGAUCUAGCGCUAUUGCUGGUGUUGUUCUGUCAUAGAUUUAUCCUCAAGUCAUUGGGACUGUGGAAAUCGGACUUUGUCGAAGAACCCGGUGUCGACGAAGGUUUCUACAAGCUGGACACUAGUGAUGAAAAGACUAAAGCUCUUAUCGAGUCUGCUGAAGAAUUAGAUAAACACCGGGAGUCUCUGACUAUCCGACAAGGUGAUAUCACCGAGCUGAAUAUGGUCAAAAUCGAGGAAGGAGCCGAGCGGAACGUACCGAACGAUACGGGCAAUGGAACGGCGCUAGUUUGCAUUACUCACCACAGCGAAGAUGCCGAAAAUUACUUCCCCCAAAUUGUGAAGCAUUCGUUCCAAAAAUAUACUGCUUCGGUGAAAGCUUUCUUCAACCAGCUACUCGAUAGGCAAUCGCGCAAGACAGCCGACGUGUACGGAUACUUGUUCUUAUGCGACUUUAUAAAUUUUUUUGUGAUCCUAUUUGGAUUUUCGGCUUUUGGAACACAGGAAGGAGACGGUGGCGUCCUGUCGUAUUUCGAGGAAAACAAAGUGCCAAUGACAUUCCUUCUGAUGUUAAUAAUCCAGUUCUUCCUAAUCGUGGUAGACCGGGCUCUUUACUUGCGGAAGUACAUGGUGGGCAAAAUCCUGUUCCAGUUCUUCCUCAUAAUUGGACUGCACAUUUGGAUGUUCUUUGUGUUACCGGCCACAACCGAACGAAGCUUUAACGCAACCAAUCCACCGGUUUACUACUACCUCAUCAAGUGUUUCUAUCUACUGUUUUCAGCUUAUCAAAUACGGUGUGGCUAUCCAGCAAGAAUUUUGGGUAAUUUUGUCACGAAAGGCUUCUCCAUGAUUAACCUUACCGGGUUCAAACUGUUCAUUACCAUACCGUUCCUAUUCGAGCUGCGUACCUUAAUGGAUUGGAUUUGGACCGACACGUCCAUGACUUUAUUUGAUUGGCUAAAAAUGGAAGAUAUAUUCACCAAUGUUUACCAAAUGAAGUGCAUGCGUGAGCUGGAGGAAGAUUUGCCAGCUCCUAGAGGGCAAAAGAAAGGAUCGCUUGUGAAGUAUCUCAUGGGAGGCGGCAUGAUGUUUGGAAUUAUUUUACUUAUUUGGUUCCCAUUGGCUUUGUUCGCCUUCAGCAACACCGUUGGCGAACCAAACCUUCCGUACGAUGUUUCUGUCACACUUCGCAUCGGUCCCUAUGAGCCCGUAUACAUAAUGUCCGCACAGGACAAUAACAUUCAUGGCCUCAACGAUGACCAGUGGGAGAAGUUUAUGCUCCCGUAUUCAAAAGAUAAAACCGCACUUACCUUCCUAUCCAACUAUGAACCGGUGGACGUGGCUGCAGUUAAACUGGGCGCUAAUUCUACCUCAAUUUGGAACAUUUCCCCUCCGGAUAAAGCCCGGUUGCUGAAUGACCUCAACACUACUUCGACACUAACCUGUCGGUUCCGAUACACCAUCAGUCGGAAAUCACAUUCUAAGGAAAACCCGGGAAUCGUAUCAGAGGAGAAGGCGUACGAAUUGGAACCGGAUGAUCCGGCCCGAUCGGCUCUGGUACAAAUGCUGGCGACCGACACGAACAUAACAGUGGCGUUGCCGUACAUGAUGCCAAAGUUUUUGAAAGUGAAAAACAGUGGGGCUCUGAGACCCAUUCAUCAACUUAUUCCGGCAGCUGAUACUGACGACAGCGAAAAGAAUUAUCGCAACAUAACGCUGCGGUUGUUCCAGACCCAAACCAACAGCAGCAAUCCGUUGUUCUGGUGGGAAGUUAAGGAGAACUGUUCCGACCCGUCGUAUGCCAUCUUUGCGAACAUGCCGUAUGCUGAUUGCGUGUCGCAUCUCGUGAUGUACAUGUUCAACGAUAAAAUCUUCCCGAGUACAAUCAGUUCAAUCGCUGCAGGAGGCAUCAUCGGUAUUUACUCGACAUUGAUUCUCGUUUUUUCGAGAAUGUUGCGCACCAGCAUCUUCUCCGGUGCAAGUUCAAAGAUUAUGUUCGAAGAUCUACCGUACGUGGAUCGUGUGUUGCAACUCUGUUUGGAUAUCUAUUUAGUGAGAGAAUCACUCGAAUUUACCUUGGAGGAGGAUCUUUUUGCCAAACUAAUCUUCCUGUAUCGGUCACCGGAGACGAUGAUCAAGUGGACUCGGCCGAAAAACGAAGUAGGUGACGACGAUGACAGCGAUACGAUGAGUACGAGCUCCAAGUCACGUAAAAAGAAUGACUAAGCCUAAGUUUUACUUUCAUUGCUAAUGGUGAUAUUAUUGUGUAAGGGACAGUUGCCUACUUAUUAUGAUCAUAACGUUCGAUCUUUAAACAACUUCAUGUUUCUAUAUUUAGAAUCUCUACAUGAACUCAUUUGAAAAAUAGUUUGGAAUAUUUUUGUUGUGAACUGUAAAUUUUGAAUUAAGCACAUGAAAUAAAAUCUGUCAUUUAAUGAACUUGAUAGAGCGUGGCAAGAUUUGCACAAAAAGUAGAUACGUCCACGGAUGGAACAUUAGGAACAAAUUUGGUAACCGUCAGGAAUCUAGUCGAUACAAUGUUGAACGUUAAUUACAUUUUUCGAAGAUCAUAUUUUGCUUCGUCACAAAUCGAUUCCCAAAUGAAUCAGUUUUUAGCCAUGUUACGAGAAACAAGUCAUUUGUAUAAUUCAGCACUAUAUUAGGAUAAUAGGCAUAUUUAUAAAGCUGGGAAAUCUAUUUUCGAGAACAAAGAAGUACAACGUGUACUUGAACUGAA